UAAACAACUUUGAGCAUGCAGGCAAUUUCUCUCAUCUGUUUUGUGAGUCAUUCAAAAUAAAAAUAAAAUAAAUGCCGUUGUAUCUUCAAAGUUUAUUAAUUUGUGUUUCUAAUUUUAAUUAUCCGGUUGAACCCUUAAUUCUACCGGAUGAUUGACCAGUUACCCAUAAUUAAGUUGGAGAAUCAAAGACAAAAUUGUUUCUAUAAAACAACAAUGCACAAUAAUAAGUUAUCAUUAAAUUGAUAAGGACUAAUCAAGCGAACUAAGAAGACUAUAAUCGACAUGUCUUCAAAAUCGACAUCCCGGCGACGUCGCCAUUCCUCCUCGUCCUCCACGUCGUCAACUUCAGAGGUUUCAAACAUUUUAGAAUGUUGCAUCUGCCUUGAUAUGUGCUCAGUACCGAUCCUUCAAUGUGUAAAUGGCCACAAUAUUUGCGCAUCGCACGUCCCCCGACUCCUUUCUUGUCCGACGUGUCGAACCUCGUACUUUUCAGGAACGGGAAGGAACCGAUUGGCAGAGAAGUUGGUGGAGCAGAAGAACAAGAAACGAAAACUGACCCCUACCAAUCAAGACCCCCCUGUGGAUCCCGACUUAAUCUUGGCAUCCCUCCGAAACCACGAAUAUACAAACCAAAAUACGUUGCAAUACAGCGAAGACGAAAUCGACUACUAUUCUCAGAUUGCAGAUUUCGAUAGUGGAGACGAUUCAGACGUCUAUGUCUCCGACGAUGGUACCGUCGACACAAACCGGAUGCUCCAAGCGGAUUCUAGUGAUGAUAGCAAUGACGCUGAUUAUGGCCCAGACUUUGCUAAUAACUUUAGUCCAGACAGUAACGUUGGUCAGAGGAAUCCCAGUUCCGUGCAUGACAACCAAAACGAUGAUGGGUCGGACACGACUGAUGCCUAUUGGGACGUUGGACCUUGGAAUGUUAGCCAGGACCUGGGCCCCAGUGAUGACGAUAGUGAUGAUUGCCCUAUAACCUAUGUAAAUCGUAGGGCUCGACCUAUUCCAGACGAUAGUGACGACGACGACGACGGAGCCCAAGAAGAAGAACAGGACCACGACGAUGCUGCAAAUACGAAUUCUAAUUCCGACCAAGAACUUGAUAACAACGAUGAAAAUAACUAUGACGACGACGACAGAGUUACUUACGACCAGGAUAAUAUCAAUCAUUUCGAAGGGGAAGAAUCAGAUCAGAGUGAUGAUGACCAGAGUGGUGGAGAGGUAAAUAAUGACACGGAUAUUAGUGUCCUUUCUGAUGGCGACAGCGAUGCAAAUGAUGAUGAGGAAGACUUUAUCACGGAGGAAAAUGAUCGCGUCGAUGCGUCGGAUGAAAAUGAUGAUAUGUACGGCAACAAUGAUACAGAUGACUAUGAUGAAUGGGUGUGAAAAGUUGGAAAAACCCAGACACAACAUUGUUCACAUGGAGUAUUGAAUGGGAAAUUAGUACAUAAUUAAUCUAUUGGUUGAAUGGAUUCCAAAUUUUAUGUAAUUCCGGACAUUUCUAUGCAUACAUACAUAUGUACGUACAUACCAGGCCAAUGGCAAAUUUGAGGUGCAUAAAUAUGUAUGUACAUUAAUUAAUCAAACUUAUCAUUUCUGGAAAAUAUUUAAUUGUAUGUAGAUCAAUAUCAACAAUGUAUUUCCCUCGUCAUGUUAAAUGUUAUAAAAUUAUAUACAUAAUCAUCAGCUUCUGCCUUGCAAAUUAAGACUGACUUCUUGUUGUCAAUCCACCAGUAAUUAUUUUGUAAUAAAAUAAAAUCUACGGACAAAUUUUCUGAAAA
This is a messenger RNA of Folsomia candida, 1784 nucleotides long. Its product is annotated as acidic repeat-containing protein. Gene Ontology annotation, molecular function: ubiquitin protein ligase activity; ubiquitin conjugating enzyme binding. The record is from RefSeq and is a predicted model, not a curated record. Gene Ontology annotation, biological process: proteasome-mediated ubiquitin-dependent protein catabolic process; multicellular organism development. The coding region runs from base 283 to 1389 and encodes 368 amino acids. NCBI's taxonomy places the organism in Eukaryota, Metazoa, Arthropoda, Collembola, Entomobryomorpha, Isotomidae. The transcript has 5 exons. Gene Ontology annotation, cellular component: cytoplasm.